CCGCUCGGCCGCUGAUUGCUCUGGCCUGGCCGCCAGCCCCGGCGCCGAUGGCCGAGCGCGUCGCUGCCGCGUCCCCGCGCAGCACCUCCCUCGCGCUCCCGGUCGCGGCGCUUGUCCUCCGGCCUGGCGGCUCCCGCGUCCCGCCCGGCUCCGCGGCGGCCUGGCCCGAUGGCGCCUCAGCGAAGGGGCGCGACCAAGGCGCCCGAGGGCAGCGGGGCGGCCGAGCGCCGGCGCCGGAUCAGCACCAAGAAGGAUCGGGUGCCCCGGGAGGCACAGAAGAGGUGGCUGAGGACUGCGGGCCUGGGGGCCGGCUUGGCGUUCUCUGCGUUCCUGCUCUGGAGCAGUCUGGGGACUGACGACGGUGUCGCCGAGGUCCUGGCCCACCGUGGUGAAGUCUUGGCGGGCAGAUUCAUCGAGGUGCCCUGCUCUGAGGACUACAACAGUCACCGAAGGUUCGAAGGCUGCACCCCCAGGAAGUGUGGCAGAGGCGUGACCGACGUCGUCAUCACCAGGCAGGAAGCGGAGCAGAUUCGCAGCAUAGCUGAGAAGGGGCUCUCGCUGGGAGGAUCUGACGGAGGGGCAUCCAUUCUGGACUUGCACUCGGGGGCCCUGUCUGUCGGGAAGCACUUUGUGAACCUGUACAGAUACUUCGGGGAUAAGAUACGAACCGUCUUCUCGGAAGAGGACUUCCGCUUGUACCGGGACGUGCGGCAGAAGGUGCAGCUCACGAUUGCCGAGGCCUUUGGCAUCCGCCCGUCCGCCCUGCACCUGACGAAGCCCACGUUCUUCUCCCGCAUAAACAGCACGGCGGCGCGGACGGCGCACGACGAGUACUGGCACGCGCACGUGGACAAGGUGACCUACGGCUCCUUCGACUACACCUCGCUGCUGUACCUCUCCGACUACCUGCAGGACUUCGGCGGGGGGCGGUUCGUGUUCAUGGAGGAGGGGGCCAACAAGACGGUGGAGCCCAGAGCUGGUCGGGUCUCCUUCUUCACCUCGGGGUCCGAGAACCUGCACCGGGUGGAGAAGGUCCACUGGGGCACCCGCUACGCCAUCACCAUCGCCUUCACCUGCAACCCCGACCACGGCAUCGCGGACCCCGCCUUCCCGUAGCCGCUGCUGGGCUGGGCGAGGACCCUGUUCCCCGCACCCUCGCGUUCAGGCUCCUGGGCCAGGCGAACACGUGCCGCGCCCUCCUGUUUCCUGUCUCCACGCACAGAGUGCCUUAUGGGUAAUGCGGGAUUGUGAUUUGCCAGUGUUUUAACCUCACCUGUGAGUAAAUCAAGGACCAGCCUUUCACCUCACCUGCGCUGUGUGUGCUGUGCCAUGCUGCCAGCUGCCGGCGGGGAAGCCCCGAGAGCCCCACCCUGCCCCGCCUCCGUCAAGGAAGGACAGACCUGGGCAGAGAUUCCCGUCUGUGGACAGAGGGCUGGUUUGUCUGGGCCUCGUCCAAAUCUAGAAACCACCCCGGCCCAGCGAGGACCGACUGAGGCCUCUGCAGACUCUCGGUGGGGCCGGUGCAGGCGCGGGGCCAGCGGCUCCCACUCUGGGCGUGGAGUCAGCAAAUCGCGACAGCUCUGGGGACGGUUUCGGUGAGCGGGCGGCUCUGGGGGCAGCAGCAGGCUCCUCCUGGGGUGGGGGUCUGCUGGGUUCCAGGUGUCCCCACGGCUCUGCAUCUGCGCCCCAGCCAGCCCGAGAAUUUCCUGGGCAGGUGGGCUCGCCAGGCCACACCCUGCCCUGCCGCUGGCCAGAGUCCCCAGUGAUCAGAGUCCAAGUGUUUUCCCACCAAGGAGGUCCUCAAUGUCCCUGUCCCCAGCCCCUACGGGCCUCCUGCCCAGCUGCAGCUCUGUGUGUGGGAGAGGCCUGGGCUGGAGGGGAGGGGACAUGCCCGUCAGCCUGGCUUCCGCCAGGGUCUGGUGUGGUCUCACGGCCACCCCAGAGGUGACUGUCCUGGGGUUGGGGCCCGUUCCCUGGAGAAGUCAGAGCCAGACUCUGCUGGCUGCCCUGACCCAGGCUGUCCCUCUGUCCCCCAGCGGGGACACAGGCACCUGAGCCUGAUGCGGGUGCCUAUGCUGCAGGAGGCUGCCACCCUCGGCCACUGUCAGACCCUGGCGCUCCAGGCUGGGGGCUCAUGGAGAAAGGGAGGGAAUUCCUGGCCCCUGGAGCAGGACGUGAGGACAGCUGAGGCUCUGUGAGCCCCCUGGAGCUGCACCCCCGUCCGUCCAGGCCGUUCCUGCGCCGGGUGCCAGGCCCAGGGCCGUGUGGGUCGUGCUCCCUGUUUCCAGCAGGUUCCACUGUCAGACGGGAGCCCUUCUGGGUCAGGGCUGUGGGCUCUGGGCAGGAGCACUGAGGCCCCACGUCCUCCCACGUCCUCCUGGGUGGGACGCUGGAGCCAGGGUCCGAUUUCAGGGAAGAACAGGGCUCCUCUCGGGGCGGCUGCCCCGUGGAUGCCCUCUGGCCCAGGCAGGGUCCUCGGUCUCGUGCUGGGAGCUGCCCCUCCCCGGGCAGGGUCACCUGUCAUCAGCUGCUCCCAGUCUCGGCUUCCAGGGUCCCCCUGCUGGGAUCCUCAUGGGGACAGAAAAGCUUCGUGGAAGCAGAUUUUGUUCUGUGACCCCGGCGCCACCUCACUGCCCGAGUCCCCUCACUGCGUCUGAGGGACGAACACAUUUAGGAAAACAGGCGUGCGGUUGGUUGUAGGUUAAAAUGCUUCCAAGAGAAGUAAAUAUUCAUUUGAUUUUCAUCCUUUGCUACUUAUACUAUUUCUGGUAAUCACACAGGUACUUGGACAAAGACAAAUAUAUCUGGGCAAAAGUAAGAAUUUCCUUCUCCUAGGGUGAGACAAUAUGUAGCCACAAAAGCAGACCCUCCGCCCAGGCUCCUCCCCAGAGGGACCCCGAGUUCCCGCCCGCUGGUGCCGGCCGGCGAGCGGCUGUUCCCGGAGCUGCACAGUCAUCGCUUCUGCCAGAAGGUUCGAAGUUUGGUGACAGUUUGUCCCAGGGAAAAAUUGGAGUCAGGAGUGUCCUCUGAUGAAUGAUUUAUUUUUGAAAUUUAUUUUUAAAAUAAAAGUGAUGUUUUAAAUCAAA
Messenger RNA from Lemur catta (Ring-tailed lemur), 3086 nucleotides. RefSeq names its product 2-oxoglutarate and iron dependent oxygenase domain containing 3 (gene OGFOD3). The record is from RefSeq and is a predicted model, not a curated record. Gene Ontology annotation, molecular function: oxidoreductase activity, acting on paired donors, with incorporation or reduction of molecular oxygen; iron ion binding; L-ascorbic acid binding. Gene Ontology annotation, cellular component: membrane. Lineage: Eukaryota; Metazoa; Chordata; Mammalia; Primates; Lemuridae. The transcript is spliced from 9 exons. Bases 169 to 1116 code for a protein of 315 amino acids.